AUGUUGUUGGACUUCUGCUGCCGCUGCUGUGGAGUCACUCUCAUAAAACGCCAUGGACCCCUGGUGCUCAAGACCACGCCCAGUGACACCUGGGUGGUUCUGCAGAAUCUGCUCAUGUGCAUGGUGUGUUUCUACGCGCUGUACUACAUCGCUAUCAGUCUGUGCAUAGGACUGCUCAGGGUUCAUGAGAUCAACAGUUUUUUAGCUCCGUUUGACUACACAACACAACCCUCAUGGCAGAACCCAAAAUACCUGGUGGGUGUCAUCUCCACAGAGGUGACCUAUUUCCUGGGCGGCUUGGUGUUUGCCUGGAUCGUGGAGGAGUGGGUUUGGGACUACGCCAUCACUGUCACUCUGCUCCACAUUGCCAUGACUGUAGCAGUGAUGUCCGAUUUCCCUUCUGCAGAGCACUGGUGGAUAGCUUUGGGCUCUGGGCUGGUGGUGAUGAUCUUCGGGGGGCAGCUGUUGGCCUAUAGACUCUUCAGGGAUAACUUUGUGUAUCCAGAGGAGCUGCAGAACUUCUGA
Molecule: messenger RNA, 525 nt
Organism: Knipowitschia caucasica
Lineage: Eukaryota; Metazoa; Chordata; Actinopteri; Gobiiformes; Gobiidae
Source: the annotation of a GenBank genome assembly